Messenger RNA from Olea europaea var. sylvestris, 1778 nucleotides. Its product is annotated as ammonium transporter 3 member 3-like. The record is from RefSeq and is a predicted model, not a curated record. Gene Ontology annotation, cellular component: plasma membrane. Bases 225 to 1778 code for a protein of 517 amino acids. Gene Ontology annotation, biological process: ammonium transmembrane transport. Gene Ontology annotation, molecular function: ammonium channel activity. The transcript has 7 exons. Lineage: Eukaryota; Viridiplantae; Streptophyta; Magnoliopsida; Lamiales; Oleaceae.
AUUUGACAGAUCGAACUUAGCUAUUCUUUCGGUUUAAAACUGAAAAUCAUACAGCAAUUUCAUUCUUAUUGCUGUCAAAUUCUUCUGUUUCCAUUAACGUUUUUAGAGUCGAGUCUCUGUAACCUCUCCAACUCGGGUCCCUUCCGGACCCUGUUGGUGACGACACAAUUAUACGCCGGUUUUGCAAGUUCAAUCUGUAUUUCAAUACAUUGUAGCCGCGGAAAAUGUCACAGUUUCCGGCAAACUUGAUGCCCGAUGAGGCCAGCCCGGAAUGGAUGAACAAAGGCGACAACGCAUGGCAGCUCACAGCAGCAACUCUAGUCGGACUCCAAAGCGUUCCAGGCCUCGUUAUUCUUUACGGCAGCAUCGUCAAGAAGAAAUGGGCUGUAAACUCAGCCUUCAUGGCUUUAUAUGCCUUCGCCUCGGUCCUGGUUUGUUGGGUGAUAUGGGGCUACAGAAUGUCAUUUGGGGACAAUUUGUUACCAUUCGUUGGUCUUCCUAACAUCGCCUUGGACGAGAAAUUUCUUCUACGAAAAGCGUUUCUUGGGUCGUUCCCUAACGUGACUAUGGUGUAUUUUCAGUUCGUGUUUGCUGCGAUUACAUUGGUUUUGAUUGCUGGUGCAUUGCUUGGGAGAAUGAAUUUUCAUGCCUGGAUGAUUUUUGUCCCACUUUGGCUAACAUUUUCCUAUACCAUUAGUGCUUAUAGCAUAUGGUGCCCUGAUGGCUGGUUGUCAAAGAUGGGAAUUAUUGAUUUUGCAGGGGGAUACGUGAUUCAUGUCGCCUCAGGGGUCUCGGGUUUCACUGCUGCUUACUGGGUCGGGCCGAGGUCAAUUAAGGAUCGAGAGACAUUCAUCCCAAACAACAUUCUGUCAAUGCUAACCGGCGUUGGGUUCGUCUGGUUGGGUUGGACGGGAUUCAAUGGUGGAGCUCCGUUUGUGGCCAGCAUCGAUGCAUCCAUGGCCAUCCUUAACACGAACAUUUGCACCGCCACAAGCUUGCUCACAUGGCUCAUUCUUGACAUCAUAUUCUUUAAGAAACCUUCUGUGCUUGGCGCCACCCAAGGCAUUAUCACUGGCUUGGUCUGUAUCACCCCUGGCGCAGGAGUGGUUCAAGGUUGGGCUGCAAUCAUAAUGGGGUUGCUCUCAGGCAGCAUUCCAUGGUACACAAUGAUGAUUCAUGGGGCUCUUGGAAAGCAUGCUUUCUGUUGGAAGGCAAGGCGCAUACAUGAAUUUGACUCGCUCGACACUUUGGUAGUUCAGUUGGGAGCGCUCUUAGACCUUGGCCAGUUUGGAGCACAACCUGCGGUUUACUUGGUCUGUGUGAAAAGGGGCUGGAUCGUAGACUUCAAGAUUAGUCGUUUUUCUCUAGCAGUGCAAGGUGAAGGGAUGCCAAUUUCUAUCCCCUUAUUGGGACCUUUGCCAGAUGAUAAAGCAAUAAUCGACCGCCAUAACAAGCCAUUUAUUCACCAUGUAACCAGACUUCUAUUGGAAGUAGCCCCCUCAAGAGUGGUUCAAGGUUGGGCUGCAAUCAUAAUGGGGUUGCUCUCAGGCAGCAUUCCAUGGUACACAAUGAUGAUUCAUGGGGCUCUUGGAAAGCAUGCUUUCUGUUGGAAGGCAAGGCGCAUACAUGAAUUUGACUCGCUCGACACUUUGGUAGUUCAGUUGGGAGCGCUCUUAGACCUUGGCCAGUUUGGAGCACAACCUGCGGUUUACUUGGUCUGUGUGAAAAGGGGCUGGAUCGUAGACUUCAAGAUUAGUCGUUGUAAGGCGGACCCCUGA